Molecule: messenger RNA, 1338 nt
Organism: Salvia splendens (bonfire salvia)
Lineage: Eukaryota; Viridiplantae; Streptophyta; Magnoliopsida; Lamiales; Lamiaceae
Product: 1-aminocyclopropane-1-carboxylate oxidase homolog 11
Exons: 4
Coding region: 30-1226 (398 amino acids)
Source: RefSeq, a predicted model, not a curated record
CUUCUCUAAAUUCUUAUUUUAAUUUGUAAAUGGCGGCUCUAAAUUCCAACAGUUUCUAUCAUCGCCCUGAGUCCAAGUUCCCACCUAGCUUGUGGGGUGAUCAAUUCGUCAAUCAUGUGUCCGACUCCAAGAUAGCAGCAAGCAUGUCGGAAUACAACCGAAGCAGGGAAGUAGAAGCGUUCGAUGCCACGAAGAGCGGCGUGAAGGGGCUUGUCGACGCCGGGAUCGCAAAGAUUCCCCGCAUUUUCAUCCACCAAGACUACAUACAGGAAGACAAGACUGUCUGCGAUCUAAGCGUUCCGGUAAUUGACUUGGGAUCGUUGAGCAAUAACCGCGGUGAAAUCAUCGAUCAAGUUAGAGCUGCCUUUGAAGAAUGGGGAGUUUUCAAGAUCGUAAAUCAUGGCAUCCCGACAAGCUCGUUGAGCAAAGCGAUGAAGGCAGUGAAGGAGUUCCACGAGCAGGAUACGGAGGUGAAGAAGCAGUAUUACUCGCGGGAUUACUUGAAGAAGGUUGUCUACAACAGCAACUUCGAUCUCUAUACAAAUGCCGCUGCUAAUUGGAGAGACAGUCUCUACUUGAUCAUGGCUCCCGACCCUCCCACACCGCAGGAGCUUCCUCAAGUUUUCAGAGAUCCGAUGAUGGAAUUCUCGGAGCAAGCUAAGAAUGUGGGGAUCAGUGUGUUUGAGUUGUUGUCUGAGGGUCUUGGAUUGAAGAAGAGUCACAUGUUAGACAUGGGGUGUGCCAUGGGAGAGUUUCUUGCUUGCAAUUACUAUCCGGCUUGUCCUGAGCCCAACAUGACAUUAGGUUUCGGUAGCCACACAGACAGUGGAUUUCUGACUUUUCUGCUGCAGGACGAAAUCGGGGGCCUACAGGUCCUGCACAAGGAUAGCUGGGUUGAUGUGCCACCUUCCCCCGGAUCUCUUCUCGUGAUCUCCGGAGAUAUGAUGGAGUUGAUCACAAAUGCUAGGUUUAAGAGCGCCUACCACAGAGUAGUGGCGAAGAAUUUGGGCCCCAGAAUCUCAGUGGCAUUCGUGUUCAGGAUGCAUCUUGCAGGAAGCGGGAGCUCCCAGCUUUAUGGGCCGAUCAAGGAGCUCCUGUCCGAAAAUAAUCCACCCAUUUAUAGAGAAGCCAAAGGAGAAGAGAUCGUUGCGUGUCGAUAUGCGAAAGGAAUCGAGAAGACUCCUUUACUGUGGUAUUUCAAGCUCAAUAAUAUACAACAGCCUUAAUCAGUGAAUGAAGUGCAUUGCAUUUCAAUCAUAUUCAUCAUCACCAUGUACUAUUUGUGUGCCUAUUUCUUUUCGUAGUCUUUAUCAAAUAAAAUGUCUUUCUUUUCUUGAA